AUGUGGAUGGAGGAGGCAAAGAGACGUCUUGAAGAAGAGGAAGAGGAAGGAAAGGAAUUGACAGCGGAGAUGAGCCAGGUUCUCGAAUAUCUCUCAUUCUCGCUCUAUAAGCAAGGGAACCUCAAACACGCGCUGAAGUUGGUGGAAGAGCUGGUCAAAAUCGAUCCCACACAUCCUCGUGCUAAGGGAAACGUCAAAUGGUACGAAGACCUUCUGGCACAAGAAGGUGUCAAGAAAGCUGAUAUGAGGAGGUAA
Messenger RNA from Cooperia oncophora, 255 nucleotides. Lineage: Eukaryota; Metazoa; Nematoda; Chromadorea; Rhabditida; Trichostrongylidae. The record is from the annotation of a GenBank genome assembly.